AUGAGUGCUGAGACCGAGGCGAAUAUCACUGUUGGAUUACAUAAUCGCGUCAAUAAGGUAAAACGGUUCAUACCGAGCAAGAGUUUGCUUUCGCGGUUGAAGUUUAGGUUUUGGAGUGGCGGGAAGGGAAGAAGUGUGUAUCAUGGUAGUGGUUCAGCAGUGGCUGUUUCGUCCCCGCUGUCGACUAGCUCAUCUGGUGUUAAUGCUGGUUGGUCAAGUGCGGCUGGUGCUCCUGACCUUUAUCCUAAAGUGAAGCAGGAAGUUGUUGGUGGUGCUGGCAGUGGCAGUGGCAGUGACAGCAACAAUGGGCCCUUUUUCCAACCUUAUCUGUCGAGAUUUGAUGAUUAUGACGAUUUGGAUGAACAUGAAGCGUAUCUCAGUCAGGAGUUGCGAGGAAAACGAGAAGGCAAUGAACCUAAAGUGAAACAAGAAGUACUGGAGCCAAGGUAUGGGAUGGAUCUGAUUGCGGAGGAGAGGGAGUCUGAUGGUAGUGAUGGUACUGAAAUUGUGGAUUAUCAUGGUGAUGACGCUGUGUCUGGUUCUGGGUCUGUCUCUGCUGCUGAAUCCAAUGAAGAAGUUUGCAUUUACCCUACACCAGGCACCGAUCAUGAAGUCCACACUGACCGCAGCGGGCUAAGACAAAGGAUCAAACAGGAACGAUUACGCACAGCUACCACACCGAGCGAUAGCGAACAAAGCACCACUGCACCUUCGCCACAUCAUGAUGGCUAUGAUGCGCCUUCAAAUGUGCAUGACGAUAGUGGCGACGCCGAUGCUGAAGGCGCGAGUGCAGAAGAUACGACCACGACAAACAGCUCGGCAGUCACUAGUGAUGCAAGUGAUGGUGCUAGUGAGGGUGGUAAUGAUGAGGCGAGUGUUACGAAUAUGACUCGUGUGAGUGGUGAUGAUUUCGUCAAGAGUUAUAAGAUCGAUGAGCCUGUUAUUGACCUGGUGAAUGACCUGGAGUCGUAG
This is a messenger RNA of Lodderomyces theae, 972 nucleotides long. RefSeq lists its product as uncharacterized. The transcript has a single exon. Bases 1 to 972 code for a protein of 323 amino acids. Lineage: Eukaryota; Fungi; Ascomycota; Pichiomycetes; Serinales; Debaryomycetaceae. The record is from RefSeq and is a predicted model, not a curated record.